Messenger RNA from Parnassius mnemosyne (clouded apollo), 1785 nucleotides. The record is from the annotation of a GenBank genome assembly. Lineage: Eukaryota; Metazoa; Arthropoda; Insecta; Lepidoptera; Papilionidae.
AUGCCACCUACUGUGCAGACGAAUGAGCCAGAGCGGGACAAGCGCCCGCAAAGGACUGGUGAAAGAAGGUCUGAAUUAGUGACGCGUGUUAAAUAUUGCAAUACGUUACCGGAUAUACCUUUCGACUUAAAAUUCAUCACAUACCCAUUUCCAUCUACAAGAUUCAUUCAGUAUAACCCUACUUCGUUGGAGAAGAACUAUAGAUAUGAGGUGCUAACUGAGCAUGAUCUUGGAGUGCAUAUAGAUUUAAUUAAUCGUGAUAUAUACCAAGGAGAUGGUAAUGCAACAUUAGAUGUUGCUGACGAAAAGCUUCUGGAAGAUGAUGUCCUUACUCCCCAAGAUUCUAAAAGAUCUCGUCAUCAUGCCAAAAAUGUGUCAUGGUUGCGUCGCUCCGAGUAUAUUUCAACUGAACAGACUCGAUUCCAGCCUCAAUCAAUGGAAAAGGUUGAAGCCAAAGUAGGUUACAAUGUCAAAAAGAUAUUCAGUGAGGAGACACUCUACAUGGAUAGAGAUAGUCAAAUUAAAGCUAUCGAGAAGACAUUUGAAGAUAACAAGAAGCCUAUAGAGAAGCAUUAUAGUAAACCUGGUGUAACACCAGUUGAAAUUAUGCCAGUAUUUCCAGAUUUCGAAAUGUGGAAGUACCCAUGUGCUCAAGUUAUAUUUGAUACUGAUCCUGCACCAGCUGAUAAGAAUAUUGCAGGGCAGAUUGAAGCCAUGUCUCAGGCUAUGAUUCGGGGUGUGAUGGACGAAAGCGGUGAACAAUUUGUGGCAUAUUGUCUUCCAACUGAAGAAACAAUCCAGAAACGUCGUCGUGAUGUUACAGAGGGCAUACCAUACAUGGAUGGUGACACUUAUGAAUAUAAAAUGGCUAGGGAAUACAACUGGAAUGUCAAAAGCAAGGCUUCUAAGGGCUAUGAAGAAAAUUACUUUUUGGUGGUUCGCAAUCACUGUGUAUAUUAUAAUGAAUUGGAGACGCGUGUACGUCUAUCCAAACGUCGCGCUCGAGCUGGUGCGGCCGCUCAGGCGCUUACUAGGCUGGUGGUCACUCAUCGCCCACUGAGCGCCGCGGAGCAUCGCAUGCUCAGGCUCAGGGAGAAGCAGUUGGAGCCUCCACAGGAUGAAGAUGAAGAGGAGGAGGAGGAAGAAGAAGAAGAAGAUGAAGAAGAGGAGAAGCAGGAGCAAAAUGAAGAGAAAGAAAGGUCCCGCUCUCGUUCAAAAUCAGGAUCCAAAUCUCCACAAGGCUCAGAAAGAUCGAAGGGCUCAAAUAGGUCUCGGUCUGGGUCCCGGGAGAAGUCGAGAUCUAGAUCCAAAUCCAAGUCAAAAUCUAGAAGUAGAUCGCGUUCCGGAUCCGGCUCAAGGAAAUCUAGAUCUAGAUCUGGUUCUGCACAAUCUGGAUCUGCCAGGUCAGGAUCAGCCAGGUCCCGCUCUGGAUCUAGAGCAUCUUCUAGAGCUUCGUCCAGAGCAAGCUCCAAGAGUGGAAAGGGAUCGAGGGCCAGUUCCGCCAGUGGACGUGGUUCUCGAGCCAGUUCAAAAGGCAGUGAUAAGGGCUCAAAAGCAAGUUCUCGCGCCUCCUCGCGGGCCAGCCGCAGAUCUUCUAGAGCAUCAUCACGCGCAUCUUCCAAGGCUUCUGGUUCCAAAGCUUCCUCCAGAGCAAGCUCCAGGAAAAAUUCUGGAUCUGGAAGUGGUUCAGAAAGGUCUCGUAGUGGUUCGGCUAGUGGAUCUAGACAGGGCUCUCGAAGUGGGUCUGCAUCCAGUGCUUCCUCGAAACACAGUGGCUCUGAUUAA